AAAGAGGAACGAAAUAACAUAAACCCUAUUCUCGUUCUCUCAGUCAGCCGUGCCCCACUCCUAUUCCGAAUCGGGCCAAUCCCCCGCUUCUGUUCUCAUCUCGAACAGUAACAGCCCCUCCUCCGAGUCCCCUCCAGCUAUCCUCGCUCUCAUCAGUCCUCUCCUCUACUCUCCAGCUGCGGGUGCAUCUAUUGUAGGACAAGCAUAGUCUUGUUGCAGGAACAUGGCAAAGCAUCAUCCUGAUCUGAUUAUGUGCCGGAAGCAACCAGGAAUAGCUAUUGGAAGGUUGUGUGAAAAAUGUGAUGGUAAGUGUGUAAUCUGCGACUCUUAUGUGCGUCCAUGCACGCUUGUUCGGGUCUGCGAUGAGUGCAACUACGGAUCCUUCCAGGGAAGGUGUGUUAUCUGCGGAGGGGUUGGAAUUUCUGAUGCUUAUUACUGCAAAGAGUGUACUCAGCAGGAGAAAGAUAGAGAUGGGUGUCCGAAAAUUGUGAAUCUGGGAAGUGCCAAAACAGAUCUUUUCUACGAACGGAAAAAGUAUGGUUUCAAGAAAAGAUGAUCAUUAGCAGGGCAAGUUUCGUUUAGCUUCAUGAAAUCACUCUGUUUUGUUCAACAUUGAGGCUAGCCUAUAUUGCUAUUAGGUGCUUUUGCUUAGGAAAUGUGCUUCUUACUGCUUGUAUUUCUUCAUAUUUGACCGAUGCGAUGGGUUGUCUAUGUUGUAUGUUGGAUAUGUUUCCAUGAUCAAACCUUCACUCUCUCUGUAUCAAGUCUAGUUAAGGAAUUUCUGACGUGUAAUUCUCACGCGUAAUUUGUG
This is a messenger RNA of Prunus mume (Japanese apricot), 811 nucleotides long. RefSeq names its product PHD finger-like domain-containing protein 5A. The record is from RefSeq and is a predicted model, not a curated record. NCBI's taxonomy places the organism in Eukaryota, Viridiplantae, Streptophyta, Magnoliopsida, Rosales, Rosaceae. Gene Ontology annotation, biological process: mRNA splicing, via spliceosome.